Hippopotamus amphibius kiboko is the source of this 2625-nucleotide messenger RNA. RefSeq names its product heparan sulfate glucosamine 3-O-sulfotransferase 3B1. The record is from RefSeq and is a predicted model, not a curated record. NCBI's taxonomy places the organism in Eukaryota, Metazoa, Chordata, Mammalia, Artiodactyla, Hippopotamidae. Gene Ontology annotation, molecular function: [heparan sulfate]-glucosamine 3-sulfotransferase activity. The coding region runs from base 1 to 1173 and encodes 390 amino acids. The transcript has 2 exons.
AUGGGGCAGCGCCUGAGCGGCGGCCGCUCCUGCCUCGAUGUCCCCGGCCGGCUCCUGCCGCAGCCGCCGCCGCCCCCGCCGCCGGUGAGGAGGAAGCUGGCGCUGCUCUUCGCCAUGCUCUGCGUCUGGCUCUACAUGCUCCUGUACUCGUGCGCCGGCUCGUGCGCCGCCGCGCCCGGGCUGCUGCUGCUGGGCUCGGGGUCCCGCGCCGCCCCCGCCCCGCCCGCCCCGGCCUCGGGUGCCGACGGGCCUCCCCCGAGGCGGCCGUUCCCGCCGGCGCCAGCCCCCCGGUCGGCUGCCGGCAGCGAGACGGCCGGGGGCGCCGCGAGCCAGGAGGAGCGGGGUCGCGAGGCGCCGGACGCCCCCAGCCCCAUCUCCAGCGUCUUCAGUGGGUCCGGGAGCAAGCAGCUGCCGCAGGCCAUCAUCAUUGGCGUGAAGAAGGGCGGCACGCGGGCGCUGCUCGAGUUCCUGCGCGUGCACCCCGACGUGCGCGCCGUGGGCGCCGAGCCCCACUUCUUCGACCGCAGCUACCACAAGGGCCUCGCCUGGUACCGGGACCUGAUGCCGAGGACCCUGGACGGGCAGAUCACCAUGGAGAAGACUCCCAGCUACUUCGUGACGCGCGAGGCGCCCGCGCGCAUCUCGGCCAUGUCCAAGGACACCAAGCUCCUGGUGGUGGUGCGGGACCCGGUGACCAGGGCCGUCUCGGACUACACGCAGACGCUGUCCAAGCGGCCCGACAUCCCCAGCUUCGAGAGCCUGGCCUUCAGGAAUCGGACGGCGGGCCUGGUGGACCGGUCGUGGAGCGCCAUCCAGAUCGGCCUGUACGCCGAGCACCUGGAGCGCUGGCUGCGCCACUUCCCCGCCCGCCAGAUGCUCUUCGUGAGCGGCGAGCGCCUGGUGCGCGACCCGGCCGGCGAGCUGGGCCGCGUGCAGGACUUCCUGGGCCUCAAGCGCAUCAUCUCCGACAAGCACUUCUACUUCAACCAGACCAAGGGCUUCCCCUGCCUGAAGAAGGCCGAGGGCAGCGGCCGCCCGCACUGCCUGGGCAAGACCAAGGGCAGACCCCACCCCGAGAUCGCCGGCGAGGUGCUGCGGCGGCUGCGCGACUUCUACCGGCCCUUCAACCGCAAGUUCUACCAGAUGACGGGCCACGACUUCGGCUGGGACUGAUGGGGCCCCUGCCCCCGGGGCUUUGGAAAUAUUGAGAGAGAUUAUAUGUAUGUAAAAUGUACAGAAAUCUAUUUUAUGAUAAUUUAUUUUUAAUUCAUAAGCAAUUAAUUCACUAAGCUGCCUAGCCACACUCUUUAGAGAGUCACAUAAUCUGUUAACAUUCCAAAGUGUUUCUAAUAUUUUCUUCUUGUCCUCACAGUGGAUGGUGCUUCUAUUUUUGUUUUUUGUUUUUCUUUCUACCCAUUGUAUUUAAAAAGAAGAAAAGCACAACUUGAGAUUUUUGUUGUUACGGGUAUGCAGCCUUCGGUCGCCGUCUGGGUGCACUUGCCAUCUCCUGGUACUCCUUCCUGCCUGGACGCCUCUGGGAGCUCUGAGCUGCCAGACCUUCACGUAGCAGCUUCUUCGACCAGUGCCGUCACGUCCAAGGGUGCAGACUCCAGACCACAGCGCUAGGCCUCCCCCAAGUCCGCUCAGCACACGGGGGAGUCGUUACCAUGGCAGGGACGUACGCAUCCUUUUAGAGUCUGCCUGUCUGGGCCCUUGACUUUAGCUUUUGAUUUUGAAGGAUGCCCCUUCUUCCUCUUCUGCUCUGUCCCUGGUUCAUUAACCGGCUUGGAGUGUAUGCAAAUGUUAGUCACCUCCUCUUUCCCAGGUCCCGUGCGUGAGAUGCUUGGCUGCUGCUUUAGAAAUAAAGACGAUCCCUUCCAAUUUGCACGCAAGUGCAUUGUGCUGCGUUCUCCAGGCAGACGGUUCUGCUUUGACACACCAAAGAAUCCCCUAGGCUAGCACAGCCACUGGCACGAAACUCCAGGGUGACCUGAAAGGGUCCGCUUCAUCCCACGCCGUCCGAAUCUACCAAGGUGUCACUCUGUGCAGAGCCAGGCCCCCUUUGGCGUCUGGAGUUCCCGUCCCUGGAAUUCCUAGCUCAUCUCAGACAACAUGGUCUGUAGCCAACAGCCAAGCAGCGAGAACUGGGGUGGGGGGGUGGAGCUCUUGUAAAAAGACUGGGAACACUGGUCCUGUGCUGCCUGGAAGCACUUGAGCCUGUGCCGCUCUCCCUUGUUUAGCCAGGCCCUGGCAGAAGGGGUGCAGUGCUCAAGUAGAAUGCUCUCCCCGCCUCUCUGUGGAGGGAGCAGUGGGGGGGUCAUUUGUGAUGACCAGCUAGUGGGCAGUUGGGUAACUGUAUAGCAAUAUCACAACACGACAUCUUCACUUUAUGCUCAGUUUUCUAAACCAGAGCGCUUCUCCCAUCAAAGAAUCAUCAUUUGUGUUAUACUUUCACUAAGGAAUUUAUGGAAAGAUAUUGUCAAAAUGGUGGGGGUUGUGAUAUUUACAAAGAACGCUUUUGUAUGUUCUAUGGGAUAACUCGCUCUCCAGAGAAACAAAACACUGGUCUUCAAGGGAUGUCUUGUUGAUAAUCUGGUUUGUCUUUGCCCACAAGUUUUAGCUAGC